AUGAUGAAGGCAACAAAAUCCGUUUCCAUCUUCACCGUUUUCUUCAUAGGCAUCUUGCUUAUCUCUGAAAUGCCAGAGAUAGAGGCACAAGAUAGCAAAUGCUUGAAAGAAUUCGGCGGUGGCAGUGACAGUGAUUUCGUCCUUUGUCGCGUUAUAGCAUAUCCAUCCUUAUGCUAUAAGGAGUGCCGACGUCUUAAGCGUGCUAAAGGCGGAUAUUGCAUUACGAAAGGCCGCAGUGAAAAAUGCUUCUGCGACAUCUGCAGCAAAGCGCCCUACGGUAGUAUGAAAUGA
Messenger RNA from Microthlaspi erraticum, 291 nucleotides. The record is from the annotation of a GenBank genome assembly. NCBI's taxonomy places the organism in Eukaryota, Viridiplantae, Streptophyta, Magnoliopsida, Brassicales, Brassicaceae.